Messenger RNA from Capsicum annuum, 4821 nucleotides. RefSeq lists its product as uncharacterized. The coding region runs from base 190 to 3291 and encodes 1033 amino acids. NCBI's taxonomy places the organism in Eukaryota, Viridiplantae, Streptophyta, Magnoliopsida, Solanales, Solanaceae. Gene Ontology annotation, cellular component: CCR4-NOT complex. Gene Ontology annotation, molecular function: RNA binding; ubiquitin-protein transferase activity. Gene Ontology annotation, biological process: protein ubiquitination. The record is from RefSeq and is a predicted model, not a curated record. The transcript is spliced from 13 exons.
AUGCAUUAAAAACCUCAAUCACACACAAUAGCCGACCUCUCUCGCACUCUCUCUCUUUCUCUUCACAUUCCCAAGCGACGUGUGGUUCUCUCUCUCUCUCUGCAAUUCUUCGCGUCUCAUCCGCUUCGAUUAUUCCCUUUCGAUCCACUUCAUCACUUUAUAACAUUUUGCACUCUAUCGAAGACAACAAUGAGUGACCAGGGGGAUAAGACAUGUCCUCUCUGUGCUGAGGAUAUGGAUUUGACAGAUCAGCAGUUGAAGCCAUGCAAGUGUGGCUAUGAGAUAUGUGUCUGGUGCUGGCAUCACAUUAUGGAUAUGGCUGAGAAGGAGAAUACAGAAGGGAGGUGUCCAGCAUGUCGCACUCCUUAUAACAAGGAAAAGAUUGUUGGCAUGGCAGCAAAAUGUGAUAAGGUAGUGGCUGAGAUGAGCACUGAGAAAAGGUUGUCUUCUCGCAAGGGAAAAAGCAAAGCAGCAGAUUCUAGGAAGCAACUUAGCAGUGUUCGUGUCAUUCAAAGAAAUCUUGUUUACAUUGUGGGGUUGCCUCUCAGUCUAGCUGAUGAAGAUCUUCUACAGAGGAAAGAGUAUUUUUCUCAGUAUGGGAAGGUCAUGAAGGUGUCUAUAUCUCGUACAGCUGCUGGCACUAUUCAACAUUUUGCAAAUGAUACAUGUAGUGUAUAUAUUACCUAUUCAAAGGAGGAGGAAGCAAUUAUGUGUAUUCAAUCUGUACAUGGGUUUGUUUUGGAUGGUAGACCUCUAAGAGCUUGCUUCGGAACCACAAAAUACUGUCAUGCUUGGUUGAGAAAUGUGCCCUGUACCAAUCCUGAUUGCUUAUACUUGCAUGAGAUUGGGUCGCAAGAGGAUAGCUUUACUAAAGACGAAAUCAUAACAGCUUACACAAGAAGGAGUAGAGUUCAACAAAUUGCUGGUGCGAUUAAUAGCAUGCAACAGCGAUCAGGGAGUGUGUUACCACCGCCAGCAGAGGAGUACUACAGUAACAACUCUGCCUCUACAGACAAACCUAUUAGCAAAAAUGCUGCAACUAAUUCCGCACAGAGUGUUAAAGGCUCCGUCUCCCCACCAAAUAGUAGCUCUGGUAGAUCUGCAGCUCUCCCUGCUGGAGCUUUAUGGGGGACACGUGCAUCAAAUCAACACCCACCUGGCAGGGUACCAUGUUCCAAUGGACCUCUUAAUAAGAAACCUCAGAUGUGUAACCGAACUGUAUUUUCUACAGCUGUUGAAAGCACAAGUCAGGUUCCAUUAUUGCCGCCCCAGGCAGGAAAGGAAGUAGUUCAUACUGAAGAAAGUGGUUCUACUCAAGAGAAAGGGAAAAUAGAGACUUUAGAACCUGUUAAGACGCAUGCAGGAGCAGAUCGUCAAACCCAUACUUCUGAAGAUCUCGCUAUUCCGGUACCUCGUGCUUCGUCAUCUAUGAACAAUCAGCUACAUAGUACUCCGUCUCUGUCUUUGAACAACAAAGAUAAGCAUAUGAUACCAACCAGUAGUACAAAUGCCGUCAAUAUUUCUGUGAUGUCUAAUGGACCUGGUUUUACCAAAGAUUCCAAUGAUGUCACAGAGGUUAAGAUCCAGAGUGUAUGCCGUGAUAUGUCAUCAUUGAGCAUUGGUAGACAUCAAAAAUCACAUUGCAUCUUCAUUGAUCAAAAUAAGGGGCCCUUGCCAUCUGAAUUGACAGGGGAAUAUGCGACUUCUGCUCAUGAGAUUUCUAUCUCAAGAGAGAAGUCUGACUUGAAACUGGAUAUGCAGAGCAAUCAAGUUGCUACUCCUGAAAUGGAGGAUGAUUUGCUAAUUUUUAAUGAGCAGAGACAUAGGGAUCCCGAAGUAACUAUCGAAAAAGUCUAUUCACCGAAUCUUUCCAUUUCUUUACACUCCCCAGCUCAGCCUGGUGGGCAUUCUCCUCAGCUGACUAAUGGUGGUGGACCUAUUUGCGCCAAUAUGCAGUUAGACAGGACAACUGAUUCAGUAUCACAGCCUUCUCAUGUUGAAUCAUUGACUAAUGAAUACCUGGAGAAUGUAUCGAAUUGUGGGGCUGAUUCGCAAACUAUCAAUAGUAGUUAUUAUAGGUUGCCUGACGAGGGUAAGAGGAUUCAUGUGGAAAACUUUCAAGAUGAAGCUCCUAGUAAGAAAAGUAGUACUGAUUUUGAUAUUGGAGAGAGCAGUAUAAUAUCUAAUAUGUUGUCCCUGGAUUUUGAUCCUUGGAAUGAGUCAUUAACUUCUCCUCAGAACCUUGCCAAGUUGUUGGGAGAAACUGAUGAGAAACAAGGGUCUCUUAGAGUGUCAAGCUCAAGAAAAUUAACCAGUAACCAAUCGAGAUUCUCUUUUGCAAGAGAAGAACCAACCAAUCCAUCAGCUGAUUAUCAACCACUAAAUUACAUUGAGCAAAGAUUUAAUCAUUAUCAUAAUGUUCAUGAUAUUCCUAAUAGCAGAAAUUAUCAACUUGAUAAUAUUGGUGCUCGUGAUGAUUUCUCCGUAGCUAAUAAUGAUGGAACAGUUGGUUUUGGCAACAUCUUUUCUCAUCUAUCUUCUAAUAAGCUAUCAGUGUCCAGACCUCAGAUGUCAGCACCUCCGGGGUUCUCAGCGCCAAACAGAUCACCCCCUCCGGGCUUUACAGAACAUUAUGAGCGAAUGGAGCAGAAUUUUGAUUCUCUUCGUGGGAGUCACUUGUGUGAUACUUUCUCGUUGCACAAUCUGCAUGAGGCUCCACAAGUUGGAAAUGCGAGUAAUGGAGACUUUGAGUUUAUGGAUCCUGCUAUUCUGGCAGUUGGUAAAGGGCUUCCCAAUGGCCUUGAUCUCUCAAGCUUGGACAUAUUUUCAAGGUGUCCACCAUUAUCAAAUACUUCCGAAAAUGAGGGAAGGCUUCAGUUACUGAUGCAAAAAUCUCUAACACCGCAUCAGAACCAGAGUUUUGCAGAUAUGGGGGACAUGUUUUCUCCAUUCGGUGAUGCUUAUGGAAUUUCUUCCAGGGUUUUGGCGCAAACUCUGGCCAACAAUCAACCCCCUUUUGAUGGAAUUUCUUCCAGGGUUCUGGAGCAUACUCUGGCUAACCAUCAAUCUCCAUUUUCACAGCUCACUCUUCCCCAGAGUAGGAGCUCUGUUGCCAUGUCAAAUGGCCACUGGGACAGCUGGAAUGGGGUUCAGAGCGGAAACAGUUUGGGUGUAGCGGAACUCCUCCGAACAGAAAAUCUGGGCUAUAACAAGUUCCUUACAGGCUAUGAGGAAUCAAAGAUCCAUAUGCCCAAUUCUGGCAAUUUGUAUAAUAGAACAUUUGGGAUGUAAUUUUGGAUCGCUGGUUCUUUUGAGCUGACUAGCUUUCGAAGAAUCAAUGAAGCAGAAUGAUCGUGUGACUUAACUUAUUUGAUCUUAAGAUUUUCAAAUGGCUAAGAAGACAUGAGGAAACACAAGUCUUGCUCUCUGCAUGGUGAGGUUGGUUCAUGCCUCUGCAUGAAGUUGGCUUUCAGAUUGGUGAAGGAACAAACCCCCUAAAAUAGGGUAUCCAGAAACCAACAGGUUAGCGCUUCCCAACCAAGUCUACCAACUUCCUUUGGUAUACGUUUUACCAAGUGUUAAGGUUAAGGUUGCAAGAACACAGUUUAGGCGGCAUUGCUGCAGUACAUUGAAUGUUGGCAUUGCUGCAGUACAUUGAAUAUUCUUGUCAAUCUUGGUUGAUACUUUUAUCGUGAAAUUUCCUUGCCCAACGCUGUACUGAAGUAACCGAUAUCAAGUUUAGAAAGAUGCUUAACGGUUUGCUCUCUUCUUUAUAGUUCCUAGAGCCAUGUAUAUUUGGUUUUACGUUUGAAAGAUCAAUUCAUUUUUCUCCCGUUCCUUGAACCGACACGUGGCCCAGAAUUAUUGCUUUCUGACAUUUUGACGAGUAAUAUCUGUUUAGUAUGUGUUUUAAUAAACAUUGAUACCUGCUUUGGCUUGUGAUGAUUUUGCCAGUUGAAAGCUGAGAUUCAGGCUCAACAUGGUGGUUUAGAUAGAGCUUCAUGCUUGGCUGAAUCGGUUGGUGAUUCUCCUGUCAGUGUUCUUGGAUGUGGGUGGAGAAUCAGGUCAUAUUAUUUACACACGAGAACAAAAUAUUAAACAUGGCUCAUUUUUGUCUAAAGCAAUAAGGCUGAGCUUGUUUGUGACUCUGCGGGAUUGUAAGUACAAUUGGGAAGAGGUAAAAGGUUGAAAUCUGUUUUAUGUUUGCUCUUUUCCCUAAUUAUUUUGGUAACGGGGGUGGAUAAGAUUACUAGUGCAUUUGACCAGAUGUCUCAUUUUCUGAUGAAGAUGGGAAAUGCUUGUUCUUCUCAUUAUCUCCUUGAAGGGAAACUUGUUACGAUUGAUGUAUUUUAGGUCCUUAUUACGUUUUCUGUGAGUUCCAAAGGAUGGCUGGGACUUUGAGUUCUGCGCCUUCUAUUGUCUCCUUUAGAGGUUCUAAAGGAGAGCAAUGUGAAGAGGUGCCUAAAGAAGGAAUGUAUGACCUAUGUUGCGACAUGCCUUGGUGUUUAUUUCAAAGAGAUCUAUUUUCCUCCCUGGAUUUGUGCACUUUUUGAACUUCAGACUCAAGUGGAGAAAGAAGGCCAGGCCCUUGAAAUGUUUGAACCUCGGUGGGUUCCUGCCUAAUAAUAGCUGCACCCCCCUCCCUGGUCAAACCUACUUUGUUUAAAGCCAAAUAAGUAUUAAAGGGACCAGCUUUUGACUCUCAUGCACACACCAAUUAUCUUUUGCGGCAUUAAUUUUCCUUUAUAUUUGCUAGUUUUUUUAUCUUAUUCAAAUUUUGCGGUGUUUCUUUUAUUAAAAAUAUAUUUCUCUUUUUGUUUC